CGCCGCCCUCCACCCGCCCCGGGGUCUCUUUCCCCCUUCCUCCUCCUCCUCCUCCACCCCCCCCUUCCUCCUCCGCCCGCCCGCGGGGCCCCCCUCGCCUUCCCGCCCGCCCCUAUUGUUCCGCCCCCGGCCUCCCGCCCUUCCCCUUCCCGCCCGCUCCCCUUUUCCCCUCAGUCGCCUCGCGCCUGCAGUUUUUGGCUUCACCCCCACCAGUGACCAAAGACUUGACCACUCAAAGUCCAGCUCCCCAGAACACUGCUCGACAUGGACACCGGUGUGAUUGAAGGUGGAUUAAAUGUCACUCUCACCAUCCGGCUACUUAUGCAUGGAAAGGAAGUUGGCAGUAUCAUCGGAAAGAAAGGAGAAUCAGUUAAGAAGAUGCGUGAGGAGAGUGGUGCACGUAUCAACAUCUCAGAAGGGAAUUGUCCUGAGAGAAUUAUCACUUUGGCUGGACCCACUAAUGCCAUCUUCAAAGCCUUUGCUAUGAUCAUUGACAAACUGGAAGAGGACAUCAGCAGCUCUAUGACCAAUAGCACAGCUGCCAGUAGACCCCCAGUAACCCUGAGGCUGGUGGUCCCUGCUAGUCAGUGUGGCUCUCUCAUUGGGAAAGGUGGUUGCAAGAUCAAGGAAAUACGAGAGAGUACAGGGGCUCAGGUCCAGGUGGCAGGGGAUAUGCUCCCCAAUUCAACUGAGCGGGCCAUCACUAUUGCUGGCAUUCCGCAAUCCAUCAUUGAGUGUGUGAAACAGAUCUGCGUGGUCAUGUUGGAGACUCUCUCCCAGUCCCCCCCGAAGGGCGUGACCAUCCCGUACCGGCCCAAGCCGUCCAGUUCUCCAGUCAUCUUUGCAGGUGGUCAGGACAGGUACAGCACAGGCAGCGACAGUGCGAGCUUUCCCCACACCACCCCGUCCAUGUGCCUCAACCCUGACCUGGAGGGACCACCUCUAGAGGCCUAUACCAUUCAAGGACAGUAUGCCAUUCCACAGCCAGAUUUGACCAAGCUGCACCAGUUGGCAAUGCAACAGUCUCAUUUUCCCAUGACGCAUGGCAACACCGGAUUCAGUGGCAUUGAAUCCAGCUCUCCAGAGGUGAAAGGCUAUUGGGCAGGUUUGGAUGCAUCUGCUCAGACUACUUCUCAUGAACUCACCAUUCCAAACGAUUUGAUUGGCUGCAUAAUCGGGCGCCAAGGCGCCAAAAUCAAUGAGAUCCGUCAGAUGUCUGGGGCGCAGAUCAAAAUUGCGAACCCAGUGGAAGGAUCUACUGAUAGGCAGGUUACCAUCACUGGAUCUGCUGCCAGCAUUAGCCUGGCUCAAUAUCUAAUCAAUGUCAGUUUAGAAAACGCUAAACCCUCCUCCCAGGCAGCCUCCGUCACGAUCCCUGAUCACCUCAGCAUCAACCUCUCUCAACCCUCCACCCCUUCUUCUUCUUCUUCCUCCUCCACCACCACCCCCUCGCUCGCCACAGCGGGGACCUCCGACGCACCCUCCAGCCUCCCCAACCCUCUUCCGACCGCCCCUUGUGUCUCCAGUCUGCUUGGCAUGAAACCCAUCCCUCUCCUGGCUCUAAAUGUUGUGUCUGCUGCUAAGGGUACCGGGGCUUCAGCUACCACCACCACCACCUCUGCCGUGCCAUGUGUAACUAACAAACUGAAAGGCGAGAAACAGAGAUUCUCCCCCUACUGAUUGAAUAUCUUGAGGCACCCCCUCAAGUAUUCCUUGGUUUAUUUUGUUUUUCUUUGUUAACAUUGGUGAGAACCAAACAAUUGUGAGCUUGUGACCGUUUCCUUUUUACUAUUUUGGGAAUAACAGGGUGGGGGUGGGGGCAAUGGUAACCUGGGGUUAGGUUUAGGCCAUUUCAUCGGAGUGCCUGUUUCAGAGUCUGACUUGUUGAAUUCUUUAUCUAGAGCCACAGUUCUUGCUCUUCUUUUUCAUUCUGUUACUUUUUUGUAGCUUUAUUCUGCAUUGCAAUAUAACAAUGUGUUAGGCUCUGUGUUAAUGAAUAAAAGCUUCUCCGUUAA
Messenger RNA from Neofelis nebulosa (Clouded leopard), 2015 nucleotides. It is a transcript of the gene PCBP2, whose product is annotated as poly(rC) binding protein 2. The transcript is spliced from 15 exons. Gene Ontology annotation, molecular function: single-stranded DNA binding; mRNA binding. Gene Ontology annotation, biological process: regulation of gene expression; regulation of RNA metabolic process. Bases 265 to 1680 code for a protein of 471 amino acids. NCBI's taxonomy places the organism in Eukaryota, Metazoa, Chordata, Mammalia, Carnivora, Felidae. Gene Ontology annotation, cellular component: cytoplasm; nucleoplasm; nucleus. The record is from RefSeq and is a predicted model, not a curated record.